AUGCGAAAACCUACACCUGAACAAUGGCUUGGAAUAGCUGAUAGAUUUUAUCAAAAUACAAAUUUUCCAAAUUGCUUGUGUGCAAUAGAUGGCAAAUACAUACGAUGUAGGAAUCCCAUAAGCUCGGGUUCAUAUUAUUUUAACUACAAAAAAUGCUCUCAAGAGCAAGAAGAACGGUUGAGUGUGCAUUUGGAGUAUUAUCCAACAAAUGGAGAGGACGGAGCUAGUUAUGAAUAUAUGGAAUCAAAUCUGUUCGUCUUUGACUUAGAAAUUCUAGGAGCUCCAGCAAGAGAACAAGGGAUAGAGGUUAGAGCCGCAUAUGUAGAUUAUUUUAUGGGCCUAGGUUCAAUACCAUUCCAAUAUAUUAUAUUUAUUUAA
Macrosiphum euphorbiae (potato aphid) is the source of this 378-nucleotide messenger RNA. NCBI's taxonomy places the organism in Eukaryota, Metazoa, Arthropoda, Insecta, Hemiptera, Aphididae. The record is from the annotation of a GenBank genome assembly.